AUGCAUAAGACAGCUGCCCUCGAGUUGAAAGGCGAAGAAUAUGUCCCCAAAAGCGCCUGUAAUGAAUCAUCCGACUUCAAUGCUCUCAGGAAGAGGGCACGGCCACGUGUGCCAAUCGAACAGCGAAAAAGUGCUAAGCAGGCCUACAAGAACUGCCGACAGAAGAAAAAGAAUUGUUCGGGAGGCAUGCCAUGUGAAAGGUGUGCUAAGGAGGACCGACUGUGUGAAUUAGGCCAGGACUCGCGCUUGGCCACUGUGAAGAUGGACGAAUCUCGAGUCCAUUUGACCAAGACUCAAAGGUUUAACUGUAUGGAAAGAGUCCUGACCCGCAUUCUUGGUGUUUCAUCCAUCUCAGAUGACGAGCUGGUAGGCAUGGCAUCACAUCAAAGACAUCCUAAUAUUUCACCCAAUAGCGAGACGAAUUCAGGCGGAAAAGAACUCAUAAUGAGUAUCGAGGACGGGUCUCUACAGAAAUUCUCCAUGAGUCUGGAGAACAAGCUGUCUCGUGACUCCACAGACCAAGCAGUAGGGGCCGAGGAGCCGCGACAGGUGAACGCUUUGGGUUCAUCGCCAAAAGAACAUUCUAUAUCUCGACAAUCGCCAUCAAGCCGCUCACUUUCUAUUCAAUCAUCGCUGUCCAUUCUUGCUAGUCGAGAGAUGGCAAACCGCCUAGUUCACAUAUCCGUCAAUUACGUGCAAUACAUCCCAGUAGUUGCUAUUGUCUUCAUGAUUCUUGCGAUGGGAAAAAUCGCUAUUGAGGCGCUCGGGAAUAGCCUCUAUCAGGAGACUACCAGUAUCCUAGGGAAAGUUGUACAGGCAGGAACUUUCGAGAGCGUACAGGCUUGCAUGAUGCUCUCGGUCUAUUACUUCCCCAUAGAUAUGCCCGGCUUAGCGUUUACCCAUCUUGGGCUUGCUUUGCAUCUUGCGAUCAAGAACGGAAUGCACAGAAAAGACUACGGCCUCACUUUAGGGCAGGUGGAGCGAGAGAGCGCUGCACAUUUGGCAAACCUACUCACGCUGCGACAUAAGCUUGUCGCUCUGAGGGAGUCUCUGCCAACACUGCCCAACACCGAACAGCAAGGCAUUCAAGUCGAUCUUCUGCGGCUCGACAUCCACGUCCAUUUACACUACUGGCAGUCUCGCGCGUUCCUAGGCCGUCCUUUCAUCCUCGGGAAUGACGCCGUUUCAAACCGCCGAGAGAGCGAUAGUCGUCAGCACCUAGAAGUAUCAGCAAGCGAAGAUGUUGGCUCCGGUCUUGCCUUACUUUCCCCAGACUCCAUCUCUGCAGCCAUUCAAAAAAUCCGGCUCUGUCAGCUCAUACACAACAAAAUCGGCCUUGCGCGAGCGUCAUACGCCACCGAAUUCACGUGCUGUCGCGCCGCAAUGCUCGUCCUGAUUGCGAGCAGCCUCAAUCCUAAACGUCAUGAUUUGAGUAGUGAACUAAACCUUGGUCUGGACCUUAUAAAGGUGUUGUCUGGUGGUCACGGCCAGGCCAGCUCUGAAGCGAGCGUCAUCGUGGUCUUGCAAAGGGCGAUCCGUAGGCUUUGGAAAUCGGAGCGAGCUGAGAGGAGUAAAGUCACAUCGCCAACGAUGGUAGAGACAGCAUAA
Messenger RNA from Mytilinidion resinicola, 1608 nucleotides. RefSeq lists its product as uncharacterized. The record is from RefSeq and is a predicted model, not a curated record. Gene Ontology annotation, biological process: regulation of DNA-templated transcription. The transcript has 5 exons. Gene Ontology annotation, molecular function: DNA-binding transcription factor activity, RNA polymerase II-specific; zinc ion binding. Bases 1 to 1608 code for a protein of 535 amino acids. Lineage: Eukaryota; Fungi; Ascomycota; Dothideomycetes; Mytilinidiales; Mytilinidiaceae.